This is a messenger RNA of Notothenia coriiceps (black rockcod), 3943 nucleotides long. Its product is annotated as synapsin-2. NCBI's taxonomy places the organism in Eukaryota, Metazoa, Chordata, Actinopteri, Perciformes, Nototheniidae. The record is from RefSeq and is a predicted model, not a curated record. Gene Ontology annotation, molecular function: ATP binding. The transcript is spliced from 13 exons. Gene Ontology annotation, cellular component: synaptic vesicle membrane; synaptic vesicle. Gene Ontology annotation, biological process: neurotransmitter secretion. The coding region runs from base 1 to 2088 and encodes 695 amino acids.
AUGUAUGCAGCGUGGCACGGCUGGGCCAUCCCGAUGUUCCUGUUCCUCGCCAUCGUCCGCCUCUCUUUAAAUUAUCUCAUCGCCAGGGCCAAAGUGUUUCGGGGAAAGAAGGUCCUUGGUGACUACGACAUCAAAGUGGAGCAGGCCGAGUUUUCAGAGGUGAACCUCGUCUCUUAUUCAAAUGGAAACUGUAGCGUGGACAUGCAAGUCAUCCGGGGCGGGACCAAAGUGGUCAGGACUUUCAGGCCUGACUUCGUCUUGGUGCGCCAGCACGCCUUCAGCAUGGCCCAGAACGAGGAUUUUAGAAACCUGAUCAUUGGUCUGCAGUAUGCGGGCAUCCCCUCGGUCAACUCUCUGGAUUCCAUCUACAACCUCUGUGACAAACCUUGGGCUUUCUCCCAGCUGACCAAUAACCAGAAGAAGCUGGGUUCAGAUAAGAUCCCUCUCAUUGAUCAGACUUUCUACCCCAACUACAAAGACAUGAUUGCAUCUCCAAGUUUCCCAGUGGUGGUGAAGAUAGGACACGCCCACUCUGGAAUGGGAAAGGUCAAAGUGGACAAUAUGAGUGAUUUCCAGGACAUUGCCAGUGUGGUGGCCAUCACUCAGACCUACUGCACCACGGAGCCAUUUAUAGAUGCCAAAUACGACAUCAGGGUCCAGAAAAUCGGCGCUGACUACAAAGCAUACAUGCGAACAUCCAUCUCUGGUAAUUGGAAGAGCAACACCGGAUCUGCCAUGUUGGAACAAGUAGCCAUGACUGACAAGUAUAAACUGUGGGUUGAUGCCUGCUCAGAGAUCUUCGGAGGGCUGGAUAUUUGUGCCGUCAAAGCCAUCUGUGGCAAGGAUGGUAAUGACUACAUUACUGAGGUUGUGGGUUCUUCUAUGCAGCUAAUCGGUGACCACCAGGCAGAGGACCGUCAGCUCAUCUCAGACGUGGUGCUGGCGAAGAUGAACCAAGCCCUGGUCACAAGGUCAUCUAGUGCUUCCCGCUCUCCGGCUCGCUCCCCUCAGGGCCAGAAGCCGACUACUGUGCAGCCCCAACAGAGCGCUGCCCCUAAGGAGGGACUGCCAGAUCCAAACAAGACCUCGGGCCAGCGCCCUCAACCUCAAGGUGCACCAGUGAAAGCACAGAGUGUGGAUACACCGUCAGAGUCGGCAAAGAGAGUGUCUGAACCGGUACCAAAGCCCAGUCAGGCCCAGAAACCUAGCCCAGGGCCAGUUCAGAAAGCAGCUCAGGCUCAGAAGGCCCCGGUCCAGAGGGCCGCCUCGGUCACAAGGCCUCCAGUGCAGAGGCCUCCUCCCCCAAUGCUGAAAGCCACUUCUGUCGCAAAGUCAGCCCCAGAUUCUUCCUCUACCCCAGCCAAAGCUUCACCACCAUCCCCAGCUAGAGCAGCCGCUCCACGCUCUCCUCCAACCAAAGUAGCAGCACCAGUCCGAGCCCCAGCCCCAGUCCCAGCACCAGCUCCAGCACCUGCCACUGCUACUGCCCCAGCCCCUGCCCCAGCCUCCCCCUCAGCCUCAGCUCCUACCACAGAGCAGCCCAAGCCCCAGCCUCAGGGCUCCCCAUCCCCAGCUCCUGGCAAACCAAAAGAGCUGCCACCCAAACCCACACCACCUGCAAAGCCAAUCCCUCCAAUUCGCAGGAAUUCAAAGCCGCAGAUCCAGCCAAAGCCACAAACCCCGCCCCCUGUCAAAGCUUUACCUAAACCCCAGCCCGCUGCCCCAGCAGAUGCCUCCGCAGCCCCUGCCCCAGCACAGGUUCAGUCCCCUCCUCAGGCAGAGUCUACGGCUAAGGCUCAGCCACAGGCCAUGCCGGCCUCUCCUUCCCAAAACCCAGAGCCUGUCCCAGCUGAAGAUGCAGAGGCCCCUGCUGAGGGUGAGGCCGCUGUGGACGAACAACCAGGAUCCCAGCCAAAAACCCACCCUCUUCUGAAUAAGUCCCAGUCCCUGACCAAUGCCUUCAACGCCUUCAGCGACUCCUCUUUCUUCCGCGGGGCCCCGAGCACCGGAGGUGACGGCCAAGACGAGGAAAAGGCUGAGACCAUUCGCAAUCUCCGAAAGUCCUUCGCCAGCCUUUUCUCUGACUAGACACAGCCAAACUGUAGUCAGCCCCUUUUGGAUCCUGGCCCCCCCCUUUUACUGUUGGCCAGUGAUGACUUGAUUGAUAUUAAAUGUGAACAAGUCUGAGAUUAAACUUUGUGUGUUAACUGUACUGUAUCCCCUCUGUCCUGGUACCCUCCUCUUCCCCACUUUCAAAUACUCUGUGUGAGUGACAGUGAGGCCUGCUGGGUAGGAUAUUCAGAGAAUGAUGCUUUGCCAGAAUUAUUGGACUGAAGGAGUUACGUCAUUGAUAUAGAAUUAUAGAAGAUAUAGAAGAAGUAUAGAAUAACAACAUAUUUAUUUUUCCCAGAGCAAACUUUAAGGAACUGUAUCUGAAGUACAUAAAAAGAUAAUUAGAGACUACAGACAAAAUGUACAUACAGUAUAUAUAUAAAUAUAUAUAAAUAUAAAGUAAAUGAAUACAAAUAUAUAUCACUUUAAAGGGAGAUAAGCCACUUAUAGGAAAUAAAUAGUGAAAUAUUUUCACUUAGCUUUUGUCAGUGACAUAACUCUUUCAUUAAGUGGCUGGGUUCAUACACAUUAUGAAAAAUGAUUUUUGACGUUUUAUGGUUUCCCCCACAGUGAAUACGUUUUGGUCAGUAAGUGAAAGUAUGUGAGUAAAAAAGAAAAAAAACGACUGGGGAUUUUUUGAUGGGUAAAUCAAGCUGUUGUAUCUCUUGGCAAAAUGACUAAUGGGCUCGUCAUUGCUGCCCCCUUUUCGUCUAAAUGCCUUGAAGUUCAAUGUCAUGUUAGGGAGUCCGAAAUAUGUGUUCAUCCGUGUUCAAUUGUUAUGCAUGGCUCCUCCAAUGGCUCAGUGUGACUUUUGGAGAAGAAGGUGAACUCUAUCAUUGUUGAGCCCUACGUUGCCUCUCUCUCUCUCUCUCUCUCUCUAGAUGUUGUAGCUUUAUUGUGAACAUGUUUUCAAUUCAGCUACGUUUGUUAGCUGGGCAGACCUGGGUCGAUUACAAAUUGAGAUUCAUUCCUUCACUUCAAGUGUUUGAUUAAGUAUUACAGGCAGGAUUUAUUGCCAAUGGUUUGAGAAUAUUGGUGACUGAACAAUCAACCCUGAUAAGUAACUGAAUGCAUUUCAAAGAGUAAAAAGACACAUCUGUAGCUGUGACUGGUGAUUUCUUGUUUCACCUCUGUGUAGAUCUAUCAACAGUAUUGUAAUUUGUUGAUUAUUCUCAUGAAGACAUUGAGACAGUAGUGCAAUAACACCUCAACUUAACUGUUGAGUGCUGUCACCCUAAUAUAAAUAUAAAUACAUACAGGAUAUGUGUAUCUGUUACCUUACUCUUACAUUCCCUUUAAGAUUCCUUUCAAUCACAACUUUCCAGGUUGCUUUUUACCGCAGACAUUUCACUGGUUUUCAGAUGAAUAUGCCAUGUUUAACUGUUGGUUUCUGUGAUUAAUCCUUUUUGUGUUGUGGGACUGAAUUUAAGGCAACCUGGAUUGAAACCAGUGCGAUGACUGGUCAUUUUCAGCUCAGUUGCUGCAUUUCAAGAUCAUAUGUGUACAAAAAAAGAAAAAAAAUCUCAAAACUUAAGAUCCGCUAAUCAACCUGUCUGAUGAUCCAUUUCCAGUACUAUGUGGCAAGUCAUUUAACACAUAUUGUAUUUGUAUGUAAGUGUCAUCUCAGGAGUUUAUUUUUUGUAAUAUAUUGAUUGAUUUAUAUUUUUGAGGCUCCAUAUUUAUGGUAAAGUAUAUAUUGUUUGUUUUGUAUUGUUUUUAUUCGUAAUACAAUACUGCUUUGCAUGAUCUGGUGACUGAUGAUGUUUUUUUCUGUACAGAUAAAAGUUAAUAAAGAUGUGGUUCCAUCAUUCCACUAAUUCAUGAAAUACAA